UGCCACAAUGCCUCGUGUCAAGAGACAAGUUAUCCUGGAGGACCCCGCCAGGCCGGUCACCCCCGAUAUGGUGCAGACUAAGCUGGAGUGGCCCUCGGUGAAGGAAGAGUACAUCGACGAGGGGUCCAUAGACGAGGUCCAGACGCAUAAGAUCGCCGAGGAGACGCCGAGUCCGCAUCUGCAGGACCACCAGUACGGGCAGACUCCUUGCCACCAGGUGUCGAGGAAGCCCACGCAGCCACCCCCGCGAGCCGAGAUCUCGGUGCAAGCGGUGAAGAGAAGACUGAACUUAGAGGUGGGAACGACGGGGCCCAGCCAGUCGGCUUUCAAGGCCCCCCGAGGUAAACGCAGAAGGUCGGGAUCGAACUCCCUGGCCGGACACACGCCCACCAAAAGCAAGACCGUCGAGAGGACGCGGUACGACACGUCCUUGAGUCUGCUCACCAAGAAGUUCAUCAACCUCGUGGAGAACAGUCGAGAUGGCGUCGUGGACCUGAACGUCGCCUCCGAGAAGCUCGAGGUCCAGAAACGCCGCAUCUACGACAUCACCAACGUCCUCGAGGGCAUCGGCAUCUUGGAGAAGAAAAGCAAGAACAACAUCCAGUGGAAGGGUGGCCAACUGCCCGGGGAGCAGAACGACAUCGCCGACCUCAGGAGAGAGGUGGCCGAUCUCGAGGCCAAGGAGAACACCCUGGACCGACUGAUCCACGGAGCGGAGAAGAAUCUCCGCGAGCUUUGUGCCGACCGGCAAUACGCCUACGUCACGUACCACGACCUACGAUCCGUCUCGGCCUAUCGGGAACAGGCCAUCAUGGCCGUCAAAGCGCCACCGGAAGCCACGCUACACGUCCCACAGCCCAUCAGCAAUUUCGGCCAGCCCAAGCUCCAGAUACACAUGCGGUCCUCGCACGGAGAGAUCGAGGUCUUCCUGUGCCCCGACGACCCCGGGGCGAGGACAGUCGCGAACGCCUCGUCCUUAUUCGCGCCGUCGAAGCCCCCCGAGAUGCCGAGUCUGCCUCCGGAGCUUCUGGUGAACCAGGCGAGCCAGGGCGACCAGGUACAGCGGGCCACGCAGGCGGACCAGGGCGACCAGAGUGGCCAGGGUCACCGGGUCGCUCGGAACCAAGUCAAGGUGGAGGCCGUACAGGCGGUGGAGGUCGACGCCGCGCACGCGCUGAAGGCCGAGCUCGACGAGUCGGAGGUCUCCGCCCUGACGGCCUCCUCUUCGGGCAUGAGGGACGCUCUGCUCUGCGAGUCCGACGACUUCGGCCCGAUGGGAGGUGGCCGGUUCCAGCUGCAGACCGAGGACCAAAACACCUCGCCAGACAUGAGUAUCCUCGACUUCGGGGAGCCCCUGCUCUCGUUGGAGCCUCCACUCUCCGAAAGCGACUACUCCUUCUCCCUGGGCACGGAAGAAGGACUCUCGGAUCUCUUCGACUUCCCCUUUUAGGAGCGUCGUCGCCUCCGAUCUCGUCCUCGUCCUUGGCGUCGUCGUCGCGAGGCUUGCGACGUCCUCGUCUCUUGAAUCGGCGCCCGAAGUCGCCGCCCUGCAACCAAGGAGUUGCACUUCGGACUUCGCUGGAACAUCGAUGUCAUUGCUCGAGAUGCAUGUCGCACUCUAGGGUUUCUUGGUUGCAUGUACGGACUAUUUUGUACCCGUGGAGAAACCGAAAGCGAGCGGUCUCCGAUUUUAAUUCGCGAGUCACCGGUAAGGACGAAGGAGUCGCGGUGAGAUCUUUAAGUGUCGGUUGUCCAGCGACGAGCAAAAUUGCUUUUGGUCUUACGGUUAGUGCAAGUUACGGCAGACAGUGCAAGGCCAUUCACAGGACUAUUCGCAACAAUGUAAUUCAUAGUCGUAACAAGGGAGCAGUGAUGAGAGAAAAUCGCUUUUGGUCUUACGGUUAGUACAAGUCACGGAAAACGGUGCAAGGGCACAUUUGCAGGACUACUCGCAACAAUGUAAUUCAUAGACAUAACAAGAGAGCAGCAACGAGCGAAAUUGCUUUUGAUCUUACGGUCGGUGCAAUUCACGGCAAACAGUGUACGGCCAGAUUUGCAGGACUACUCGCAACAAUGUAAUUCAUAGUCAUAACGAGGGAGCAGCGACGAGCAAAAUUGAUCUUGGUCUUACGAACAGUAGAACGCACAGCAGACAGUGCAAGACCACAUUUGCAGGGCCACCCGCAACAAUGUAAUUCAUAGUCAUAAGAAAGGAACAGCGACGAGCAAAAUUGGUCUUGGUCUUACGAACAGUAAAAGGCACAGCAGACAGUGCAAGACCAUAUUUGCAGGGCCACCCGCAACAAUGUAAUUCAUAGUCAUAACAAGGGAACAGCGACGAGCAAAAUUGCUCUUGGUCUUACGAUCAGUACAUGUCACGGUGAACAGUGCAAGGCUACAUUUGUAGGACCACUCGCAACAAUGUAAUUCAUAGUCAUAACAAAGAAAUAAUGACGAGCAAAAUUGGUCUUGGUCUUACGAACAGUAGAAGACACAGCAGACAGUGCAAGACCACAUUUGCAGGACCACUCGCAACAAUGUAAUUCAUAGUCAUAACAAAGAAAUAGUGACGAGCAAAAUUGGUCUUGGUCUUAGGAACAGUAGAAGACACAGCAGACAGUGCAAGACCACUUUUCCAAGACCACCCGCAACAAUGUAAUUCAUAAUCAUAACAAGAGAGCAGCGACGAGCGAAAUUGCUUUUGAUCUCUCGGUCGGUGCAAGUCACAGCAGACAGUGCAAGACCACUUUUGCAGGACCACCCGCAACAAUGUAAUUCAUAAUCAUAACGAGGGAGCAGCGACAAGCAAAAUUGCUCUCGGUCUUACGAUCAGUACAAGUCACAGCAGACAGUUCAAGACCAUAUUUGCAGGGCCACCCGCAACAAUGUAAUUCAUAGUCAUAACAAGGGAACAGCGACGAGCAAAAUUGCUCUUGGUCUUACGAUCAGUACAUGUCACGGUGAACAGUGCAAGGCUACAUUUGCAGGACCACUCGUAACAAUGUAAUUCAUAGUCAUAACAAAGGAGUCUACUUACUUCAGCAAUUGUGAAUACUUAAACAUUGGCCGACAACGUUUCCUUGCAGAAAUGUUCUCGCUGUAUGGACAAUAAACCGAGGUAACAGAAGGUGCAUUCGUGAUCGCAGUAUUCUUAACCCUUUUAAUACCGGCCGAAGUCGUUAGCACUUGUAAAACGACGAUAUAUCGUUGCUCGGCACUAAAAGGGUUAACUUGCGACAACAAUGUGUGUAUCGCUUGUUCCAUCGAGAAGUCCCAAGUCGGUUGUCCAACGACGAGCAAAAUUGCUUUUGGCCUUACAGUCAGUAAAUACAAGUGACGAUAAACAGUGCAAGGCCACAUUUGCAGGACCACUCGCAACAAUGUAAUUCAUGGUCAUAACAAGGGAGUCUACUUGCUUCAGCAAAUCUGAACACUUGAAAAUGACAACAUUUCCAUGCAGAAAUGUUCUCGCUGUAUGGACAAUAAACCGAGGAAACGGAAAGUGCAUUUGUGAUCGCAGUAUUCCUAACUUGCGACAACAAUGUGUAUACCAUUUAUUCGAUCGAGUAGUCCCGCGUUGGAAUUUUGAUCCUACUUAGAACCUCUAAUUGUAGGCCUUAAGUCGGUUUUCAGAUAAUGUACAAUGGCGGACAUGAAUGCCUCACCUGCAGAUACGGCAUCGCCUGUGCAGGAUGGGAGGGCAUUGAUG
Messenger RNA from Orussus abietinus, 3709 nucleotides. RefSeq names its product transcription factor E2F1. Gene Ontology annotation, molecular function: protein dimerization activity; RNA polymerase II cis-regulatory region sequence-specific DNA binding; DNA-binding transcription factor activity, RNA polymerase II-specific. Gene Ontology annotation, cellular component: RNA polymerase II transcription regulator complex. The coding region runs from base 8 to 1450 and encodes 480 amino acids. The transcript has 7 exons. NCBI's taxonomy places the organism in Eukaryota, Metazoa, Arthropoda, Insecta, Hymenoptera, Orussidae. The record is from RefSeq and is a predicted model, not a curated record. Gene Ontology annotation, biological process: regulation of transcription by RNA polymerase II.